Molecule: messenger RNA, 1191 nt
Organism: Striga hermonthica
Lineage: Eukaryota; Viridiplantae; Streptophyta; Magnoliopsida; Lamiales; Orobanchaceae
Source: the annotation of a GenBank genome assembly
AUGGGUUCUUGCUGCAGUGUACGGAUAAGGGCUGAUCAUAGUCCUCCUCGUCGAGAUGGUCCGAGCCCGAGGCAUGUGAGCUUUGAUGGACGAGAGACGAGCAGCCGGCGCUCGUCGUCUUCCUUAUCAGCUCCUUUGACCCCACGCAAAGAGGGCGAAAUCUUUGAGUCCACAAACUUGAAGAGCUUCGGGUUUAAUGAUCUCCGGAUAGCCACCCGAAACUUCCGCCCGGACAGUGUUCUGGGAGAGGGCGGCUUCGGGUGCGUUUUCAAAGGAUGGAUAGACGAGCACACGUUCAAAGCUGCUAAACCGGGCACUGGAAUGGUUAUUGCCGUCAAGAGACUCAACCAAGAAGGCUUUCAAGGUCACAAGGAGUGGCUCACUGAAGUCACUUAUCUAGGACAGCUAUAUCAUCCCAAUCUAGUGAAACUGAUCGGUUAUUGCUUAGAGGACGAACAAAGGCUUCUGGUUUACGAGUUCAUGCCACGCGGAAGCUUGGAGAAUCAUCUAUUUAGGAGGACUUCUUACUUCCAACCACUGUCUUGGACAGUUCGUAUGAAGGUUGCUCUUGGUGCAGCAAGAGGACUCGCAUACCUCCAUAGCCCUGCUGCUAAAGUUAUAUACCGUGAUUUCAAAUCCUCCAAUAUUUUGCUUGAUUCGCAUUAUAAUGCGAAGCUGUCUGAUUUCGGGUUGGCCAAGGAUGGGCCGAUUGAUGGUAAAAGCCACGUAUCCACGAGAAUUAUGGGCACUUAUGGCUAUGCAGCUCCAGAGUAUAUGGCCACAGGGCACUUAACUGCCAGAAGUGAUGUGUACAGCUUUGGGGUUGUUCUCCUCGAGAUUCUCACGGGGCGGCGAGUACUGGAUAAAAACCGGCCACAUGGAGAACAGAAUCUCAUCGAGUGGGCCCGGCCGUACUUAACCAGCAAACGCAAAGUGCUUCGGGUGAUGGAUGGGCGCAUAGAAGGCCAGUAUUCGCCGACUGCAGCACUAAAAGCUGCAAUUCUCGCUGUGAAAUGCCUGGCUUUGGAGCCCAAGUGCCGGCCCACGAUGGUUGAGGUUGUUAAAGCAUUGGAGCAGCUUCAGGACUCGGGGAGUCUGAAAGCAGCCCGCGAACGACUUGCGGAAGAUUCCGGAAGGAAAUCGGCUUCUUAUCCGAGGCCUGCAGCAUAUAUAGGUGGAAAGAUUGGAUAA